AUGACUCGUUUGAAGAUCGAGUUAAUUCCGUUAACGAACACAACGGUAAACAAUACAUUUUGUUUGAUUAUCAUUAUAAUGUCAAACCAUGUGAGUAGGCUCCUCACCGAACACUAUCGCCGUAUUUCGGCUAUUUAUAUUAGGAAAUGUAUGUAUUAUUUUAUUGCUACAUUUCUAUUAAUAUUUCGAAACCAUACAAUCGUGCUGAUAAUGUCAUGUUCAAACGCAACGAUAUAUUCGUCGCAGGAAAAAGGUAUCUCACCGUAUCAUAAAUAAUAAUCUAAUGUUUUUCUUUUUCUUAGGUCGACGAAAACAAGUUUGUGUGGUGAGACCGCCGUCCUAUUCUAUUCGGCAUUCGUUCAGUGACCAUCGAUUCAUCUGUACGUCGCUGUACAUUUUGCGCAUUAUUUCACAUUUUCUAAUUGUUGUAUUGUUCUAACCAUUCGUGUAUUAUCAGAGGAUUUUUCACAAUUUGGAUAUAUUCGUGAGUAUAAUUUUGCCGAUCGAAGUAAUUCAAAAAGUAUGUCGUUCGCAGGUAGUGGAUACUUCAUUGUUUGUCGAUCUUAUAAUAAAUUACCGACAGGUAAAAAUGAGGUAUCUGUGAUCGCGUGGAUGAAAUCGAUACGACGAAAUUUGAUUUGCUUCGGUCGGAAGUCUUCACAAAGCGUGAUUGCAUUUUUUUUUUAAUCGCUUAUUAGUUUUAUUAAAAAUUACUUAGUUUCCGUAUCAUAAGUUUUUCUUUUGUUGUGGUUUUGCGAAUGGUAUUAAUUGUUUAAAUAUAACUCGUAAUAAUAUAAUCGUUUAGAUAAUAUUCUAGUAGCUUGUCGAUAGGCGGCAUCGUAAUGUGUUUAAAAUUAUAGGUACCUAGGUAUUUUUUUUUCUUUUUAUAUAUGCGUUAAUUACUCAUGGUCACAUGUAAUUGCGGAGACUACUUUUUUUUUAUUUAAGUCAAGGGUGCGCGACAAAUACACUUAUGGCUGUCGGCCAAACUUAAAAUUCGCGAGCACGGACAGCAACUAUUUCGCGCUUAGUGUAUGGCAUCGUGCACCCACUCUGUAUGUCACACUCUAUAUACGCCGACCGGACCGAUCGCAACGGUGUAUUCUGGGUUAGUAUGUAAUUCCUAUACCUAAAUAUAUCUCGGUGCGCGACUCUAGUGAUUUUGCGCGGGUUAUACCUAUGAAACAAAAUAAUAAUAUUAUUUCACUGUAGGUAGGCCCUUCUGACCUUUUUGAUAUUUAUAAUUGUCAGGCUUAACUGUCACGUGUCCGCGACCAGAUAUUAUUUCGUGUGUAACGGUCAAACCACACGAGUAGUGCGUGUGUGUAACGGGCUUAACGUAGGAAUGGGACUUUAAGGAAAAAUGUUUGAAAUAAAACAAAGUUGAGUUUUUAAAUAAUUGCCACAAAAAAAAAAAACUACAAGUCUAAUAAAUAAAUUCACAAAAAUAUUCCAAGUCCAAAAAUAAUUCAUUAAGCAGAGUGACGCGAAGUUGCUCGCAUUUGAUCGUCGUGAACUCGUCUGAUUAGACGAUGAUUCGGACGGCGUUAAAUAUGCUCCGAGGGACCCCCGCAACCCGUCGUUCAUAGUGCGGCUGUCUACAUUAUUUAGUUUAUUGUACACUUUUUAUAUUAUUUUAUAUAUCAUCGUUAAUGUUUUAUCAUUUUUCGCUCGAAUUUUUGUUUUAAUCUAGACGAAAAGUUAAACAAAUAUUUAGGUUUUGAUCAUGAUAAGGAACAUUAUUCUAACAUAAUGAAAGAUAGAAUAGUUGGAGAUUUUAAAUUCUAAUUUACAGUACCUAAUCCCAAAGAUGAGAUAACACAAAUCAAUCAAGAAUGUAAUUUUAUUAUUGGUCGAAAUGGACAUAUAACAACAUAUAAAUUACAUUUUGGAUUAUACUCAUUGAAAGAACUUGAAAAAAUGUUUAAUAUUUAUCCUGAACAUGGUUUAUAAUAAUACAUUUACAACAGCAAUACUUGAAAAAGGAUUAAUAAAAAUAUCAUUCCCCUUUAAUAUAGGUCUCUAUUUGUAUUUAUCUGAUUGUUUAGGUUAUGAAUAUAAAGAUGUUGAAUCACUUAUAGGAGAAAAAUAUUUAAACAUUUUAGGUUUUAAAUAGCUUUCUCAAAAAAAUGUUGAGAAAGGUGAAAGAUAUUUUACUUCAACUGCUGUAAGAACUCCAAACUUAAAUUAUGAAAAAUAUUUAAGUAACAUAGAAGGAAAUAUAUAUUUUGAUAAUGGAUAAAUUACGGAAAUUCCUAGAUUGAAGUAUACCUAUUAAUCAAAUAAAAUUGUAUUUUAAAAAUAAAUCUGAACGUUUCCGAUAACGUUUUAAAUUAAAUUAAAAAUGACGAAAAUAAUUUUAUGUUUGAUAAUAACCUUUGUGAUAAUCUAGGGAUUAAUUUUGUUUGUUUUUCAAUAGUUGGAAUUUAUCUAACAAGUCUAACCCCCCCAACAUUCCUUUAGAAUUACAUUGCAGUAUAAUGGAGAAAUCUUUAUCGAAUUAUAAAGAAAAUGAGCAUAUUCAUUGUGAAGAGGAUCUUUUAUUUUUUUUAAUAAUCCACAAGACAAUUUAUUGUUAAAACCAACAAAUAUAUCAUACAUUACCUAUAAGUGUGAAAGAAAUUUAAAAUAUUAAAAUAGAUAAUUUUGAUUUAAAAGUGAAUAUAUUUAAUAAAUGUACAGAAUUUGUUGUUUAUCUUAGUUUAAUAAACAGGUAAUGAAUGAAUAUUUAGAAAAGAGAAUGUAUGUAUAUCGCAAAAAUUAUAAUUUCUAUAAUAACCUUAGUUUAUAUAUACUUAUUUUAAAGUUGUUUUCAACUACAAUUCGAUCAUUAGGAUUUAUUUAUUACCCACAACAAGGAGGAUUUCUUCCACUUUUUUUUGCUGGAAUAGAAGCUGCAAGUGCAUUAACUGGAGGAGUAAGUGCAGUUGCAAGUACUAUUAUAGAAGGAAAACAUAAGAGAGCAGCAGAAAAAGAACAAGAACGACAUAAUAAAGAAAUGGAAAAAAUUAUUAAUAAUGUUAAAACUUUACAAAUCGGAUUUGGAUUAAAAAAAAACAAAAGUAUUCCGGUAAGAGUUCCGGUAAGAAAGCGGCUGAAAGUGCUGACGCCUUGCUAGCGACAGUAUCCGGACACGGACCUUCUAAACUCUUAAAGGCGGCGCAUCGGACAACCAGAGGUGCCAUGUUGGCUGAAGCUCUUUGGAGUGGAAGCCACAACUACUUCGCUGGCCUUUGGGCGGUGCCUGGGGCACGGGCGGUCGUAACCCUUAAGGUUGCUGUCGUGUUUCUUCCCUGUCGACUGGGGAUCAGAAUACAGCGUCAGUAGGUCCUGCUUUUCGUAUGAGGCGACUAAUGGCGAAAACCCCCCCCCCCAAAUAGGUAUGAAGGAUGCGAGCUGGAAGAAGAAGGUAGAAGCAACAAAAGCCAAAAUUCCGGUCAAGGCUUUCGUCAUCAAGGUAGGAGAGGGAGGAGUAGAGGAGGCCAAAAACGUCUGGGGUCCGGUCUACAAGUGGGCUACGAACGACGCGUCUAGGAGUAGGAUCCCCCAUACGGUGCUUCGCGAGACGGUACCUUUACGGUGUCCGUGCGGGAGACCGCCGAGUGUUUUUUGCAGAGUCUGAUCCUCCGGGACCAGCGGGCUCCGGUUUUCGAGCUAGGCAUCACGGCUGGUGUACUCAGGAGAGCCCAGUGCGUCAUUUCGACGUGUUUCACCAACUUCCUCUCGAUGUGCAUUCGGCAGUCGUUCUUUCCGGAAUGUUGGAAGAGGGCAGAGGUGGUUGUGAUCGGUAAAGGCGUGGAUGGGGACCCGCAUCUCCCUAAGUCGUACAGACCAGUGAGCUUGCUACCAGUUCUGUCAAAAGUGCUCGAGAGACUGGUUGUCGACAGACUCGAGGGGGAGAUCGGGGGGCUCUUUCUGAGGAGCAACACGGUUUCCGAGUCGGCAAGUCAACGGCCAGCGCGAUCAGACGUGUCUCGACUGGGUGGACAGCAGGAACGACAAGGUUAUAGGGAUUUUUCUAGAUAUUUCAGGAGCUUUUCACAACCUCAAAUGGGAGGUUCUGAUUAGAGAUAUGGUGAGUUUGGGUGCGUCCGACGUGACUCGAUCCAUCAUUCAAAUUUAUUUGACUGAUAGAAAGGCAGUGCUCUCAGUGAAAGGAGUGACAGCAUUCGCGGUACUCAUCAGAGGCUGCCCGCAAGGAGUCGCUUUGCAAAUCCGCGAUAGAGGCCAAACAAUUGGCAGACAGGUUAGUUUAGUUCAGUCCAGGUUAGGUUUUGAGUAAGUAUAGGGUCGUGUUAUGUCAGGUGGAUCCGUAACGGCGCGGAAUCUAUCGAGCAGUCUUUCUGCCUCGCAUAUGUUACGCUUUGGAGGUCAGGUACAAAGGCGGUUAGGACAAAAAAGACAGUGAAGCUUCUCGGAAAUUCACAGCGUAAGGCACUCCUGUCGCUUACGGGGGCAUACAGGACCACGUCUACGGACGCACUCCAGGUGGUCUCCGGUCAGAUGCCCCUGGACAUCAAGAUCGAAUGGAAUGCUUUGGUCAAGAGUUUCAAGUCUAAGUAUCUAUCUGUAGAGCAACUUCACGAAAGUAGGGAACGUCUUCCUGGACUCAUGGCAGGAGAGGUGGGAUAA
Messenger RNA from Cinara cedri, 4632 nucleotides. The record is from the annotation of a GenBank genome assembly. Lineage: Eukaryota; Metazoa; Arthropoda; Insecta; Hemiptera; Aphididae.